Messenger RNA from Pipistrellus kuhlii (Kuhl's pipistrelle), 1033 nucleotides. RefSeq names its product translation initiation factor IF-2-like. The record is from RefSeq and is a predicted model, not a curated record. The transcript has 2 exons. NCBI's taxonomy places the organism in Eukaryota, Metazoa, Chordata, Mammalia, Chiroptera, Vespertilionidae. Bases 1 to 750 code for a protein of 249 amino acids.
AUGGGCCCCCGGCCCGAGCGUGGCCGGCCGCGCGCGCCCGCCCCGGUCACAGCCGGGACGCGCCGCCGGGCGGUGCGGGGGGCGGCCGCGGCCCCGCAGCGCUCAUGCCCCGCCCGGCCCGCGGCGGCCGGCGCGGCGGGGGCUGCUGUGGCUGCGGUGGCUUCGCGCCCGGGGCUGGGGGCGGCGGGGCUCCGGCCGGGAGCGCGGAAACCCCGGGCGGAUCCUGCUGCUGCUGUGGUGCUCCCAGCUCUGCUCGGGGAUCUGCUGGGAUCUGCUCUCUCCUCCACGCUCCUCCCGGGUCCUCCGCGCGCCGCCCCGCGCACCCUCAGCCCAGCCUCCGGCCGCCGGUCCGGCGCUCACGUCACGGGCGCGUGUGAGCAUGCGCCCCGCGGCCCGGCCCCCGCCCGCCCCGCGCCCGGCCCUUCCUUACUCCCUCCCCGCCCCCGGCAGGUUCCCGGCCCCCGGAGCGAGGGCGGAGAGAGGAGCCGGGAGCUGAGGGCGGAGGCCCACAAGUGGGGGCGACUCCCUGUUGCUUCCGCCUCCGGGGCGGGUUCGGGGAGCUCGGCCGUGGAGGCGGGCGGCGGGCGCUGGGUGCCCCGCGGAAGCCCGCGCCUCCCCGUCCCUCUGCCUCGGCCGGAGUACCCGGGCCCCUGUCGCACUCCGACCCGAAACUUUAAUCUUUCUGCUGAAGGCCUGUCGGUGGGAGAGAGGUGGCGAAGGUCAUCAAGAGGCAUUAACAAACAUCUUUAGCCACCUGUAGGGAGCAGGACUCCUCACCCGGGCAGGAAUGCAAUUGAAUGUGAAUGUUGUCCUGCCUGGCUGCGGAAGAGAAGCAGUAUUGGGCACUUUUUGAGUUAGUCACGGAUGACUAGGGAUGAGUAUUAAUGAAUGGUAAUAAAGUAUCUGGAUUCUGAAACUACUUCAAUAAAAUGUUUCAAUUUUUGGUCAUUGAUUAACUCAUUGAUUCUCCACUCAUUAACCAAAUCUAUUCUCUGCCUUCUCUGUCCUGCUCUGUGCCCCAAAGGCCUAUAGG